AUGGCGCUCAAGAUUGGCGCAAUCCCGGAGCUGCAGCCCACGGCCCUCGACGAAAUCACGGCCCGCUACAAUACGCUGCGCGCCACCUUCAAGUCCGGCCGCACAAAGGAUGUCGAGUACCGCAAGCAGCAGCUGCGCCGCCUGUACUGGAGCUUCGUCGACAACACGGAGCUGAUCGAGCUGUGCCUGAGCCAGGACAUGCGCAAGUCCAAGUUCGAGUCGCACAUCUCCGAGAUCGACUGGUGCAAGCAGGAGUGCCUCGACGCCGUCCAGCACCUGGACAAAUGGGUCCGCGACGAGACCAUCGACAACAUGCCGCUGCAGUUCUGGCCCAUGAAGCCGCGCAUCCGCAACGAGCCGCUGGGCACCAUCCUCAACAUUGGCGCCUACAACUUCCCCUUCCAGACCAACGUCACGGCCCUCGUCGGCGCCAUCGCCGCCGGCAACACCUUUGUCCUCAAGCCGUCGGAGCUGUCGCCCGCCUCGUGCAUGGUGCUGCAGAAGAUCUUUGACGACGCGCUGGACCCGGAGAGCUACGUCUGCGUCCAGGGCGGCCUCGAGCAGACCAAGCACGUGCUGGAGCACAAGUUUGACAAGAUUGCCUUUACCGGCGGCCGACGAACCGGCACCAUCAUCGCCAAGAAGGCGGCCGAGACGCUGACGCCCGUGCUGCUGGAGCUGGGCGGCCAGAACCCGGCCUUUGUCACCCGCAAUGCCGACCUCAAGCUUGCAGCCCGGCGGCUGCUCUGGCAAAAGGUGCUCAACGCCGGCCAGGUGUGCCUCUCGCACAACUACGUGCUCAUUGAGCGGUGCGUCCAGAACAAGUUCAUCGACGAGCUCAACAAGCAGUACAAGGAGUUCAUGCCCGAGGGAGCAAAGGCGAGCCCCGACUAUUCUCGUGUUGUCAACAAGACGCACUAUGAGCGGCUGAAGAAGAUGGUGGACAACUCCAAGGGCAAGAUUGUCAUGGGAGGGUCCAUGGACGAGAGUGAUUUCUUCAUUGAGCCGACUGUUGUGCUGGUUGAUGAUGUGAAUGAUAGCAUGGUGGUGGAAGAGUCGUUUGGUCCUGUUUGGUCUAUUCUGCCGUAUGAUACCCUGGACGAAGCCAUCAACAUGGCUAAUGAGAUUGAUCCCACGCCAUUGGCUCUUUUCACAUUUGGCUCGGAUAAGGAGAACGAGAAAGUACUCAAAAACGUCACGUCAGGAGGAGCCACCAUCAACGACGGCUUCUUCCACGCCAUGCUCAACCCCCUCCCCCUCGGCGGCAUCGGCACUUCCGGCAUGGGCAACUACCACGGCUACUUCUCCUUCAAGACCUUUAGCCACCAGCGCUCCAUCGCAAAGGUGCCCGGCUGGGCAGACAAGCUCCUCCGCGUGCGAUAUAUGCCCUACUCGUGGGGCGACCUGAAGCGCCACCACCGCAUGGCGGCCCCGAAACCCAACUUUGACCGCAACGGCAACCUGACCAAGGGUCUGAGGUACUGGCUUACCAUGCUGCUGAGCCUAGGCUCUAAAAGCGCUGCAGGGUUCGUGUUCCGGCUCGGAGUUGUGCUUGCUAUGGCUGUGACGUUGCGUCUGAAACGGGAUUUUCUAGGACUGUGAACUAAAUGACGAAGAAAUAAGAAUAAGAGAUUAAGAAGAGAAGAGAAUAAGAAAAGGACCAUGUGUAGCGUUGUGUUCUCACAUGGCUGGCUCCCAACAAAACUGCGUGGAAAGCUACCAAGGUGAUGUCUGGUUGGAAAUUUUACUGCUCGAAUCUGGUAGCAUGCAGCUAUGAUAUUGUGGCCUCUGUUUAGGCACACAUGUAUGUAUUUGUAAUACUCCUUACCCUCUUUAUGAUGGGUAAUAAUCUAUCAAUGGCGACAUUUUUUUUUGUGCCUUUUUCUACCCAUCUACCACCAGUGAUCAAACGACCUUUUGGUGAAGCAAAUGCCCGCAGGCGUCUCUUUCAUGUGUCCAAUUUCUUGAAUUGAGCCCGUAGCCUUGUUCCUCUUUCUGCCCUUCUAUCGUCCAGCCAACGCUGCAGCUAGUCUUUGCCCCCUCUCGCCUCCCAGGUAGAUAUCAUCCUCUAUCGACUCCCUUCCAAACUCAACCGCCUCGUUGUAACCCCUCG
Messenger RNA from Trichoderma atroviride IMI 206040, 2113 nucleotides. RefSeq lists its product as uncharacterized. Gene Ontology annotation, biological process: aldehyde metabolic process. Gene Ontology annotation, cellular component: cytoplasm. Lineage: Eukaryota; Fungi; Ascomycota; Sordariomycetes; Hypocreales; Hypocreaceae. Gene Ontology annotation, molecular function: aldehyde dehydrogenase (NAD+) activity. The record is from RefSeq and is a predicted model, not a curated record.